UGAAGUUGAUCAGUCGGCUUAGAAAGUUUUCUAGAAGGGGUGGUAUUGGAAGGGCUUAAAAAAACUUUGGGUUUUGUGCACAGAUUUGCAAUUAUUUGCAGACAGAACAUUUAGCAGUUUUUAUUUAUUUAUUUUUUCUUCCAAGGAAAGAACUUUUGAAAGCGUGUAUCCCCAUACUGGUUAAUUUGCACCUUUUUGGUGACAUUUGGUUAAUUUAUAGAAAUAUAUAUUUUUUUGCUUUGCUUUUUUGCCUACAGCAUGUGAAGCUAACUGAAUUUUGUGAACCUGUAGAGAGAAAAACAAAACAAAAACCCUCUGUCGUUUGAGGUAUUCUGCAGGGUUGUGUUGCAGGUGCUGUAGAUGCUGAAACAUAAUUCUUGAAUUGACAACUCCUAAAAUCUUUUUUUUUUUUCAAGUUUCAUUUUUGUUGUAAUUUAUCGAAACGUAUUCGGUGAGCAGAGUCACGCUUAGUUGAAUUUUGAAGACUUUUCUUUGGACGACUUCAAUAAAGACUUUUAUUGUUAUUACUGCAGUACUAUUAUUUUGCGAUAAGAAGAUGAUCAGUUUUUGCCUGUUGCUGUCAUUUUUCAUGGGACUGCCCCAAUGCACGGGCUCUUACGUCCAUUGCGACCCCUGUGACGAGAAAGCCCUGUCAAUGUGCCCUCAGGUCCCGGUCGGCUGUGAGUUGGUUAAAGAGCCGGGCUGCGGCUGCUGUAGGACCUGCGCCCUGUCAGAAGGACAGCAGUGCGGCGUGUACACCCAGCAGUGCUCCCAAGGACUUCGCUGCUUGCCACGAAACGGCGAAGAAAAGCCGCUUCACGCUCUGCUGCACGGCCGAGGAAUGUGUAGGAACGAGAAGGGAUACAAAGAGCACCAUCCACCCACCGAUCAUGAUUCACGAGAGCCUGAUGACAUCCCUGAGAUCACAGAGAAUCCACUCCCUGCCAAGGUGCCUCUCCACAACAAGAACCGAGUGUCUGACAAGAAGGCCGAGGCAUUGCGCAAAGAAAAGCGGAAGAGGUUGGAAAAAUCCAAGACUGUCAUUCAGGCGGAUUACACCCCCUACCCCAUCGACAAGCAGGAAACAGUCUAUGGUCCAUGCCGAAGACAGAUGGUAGAGAUUCUUAAGCAAUUAAAAAACUCAUCUCGAAUCUUAACCCAGGCACUGUACCUACCCAACUGCGAUAAAAAGGGCUUGUACAAGCGGAAACAGUGCAAGCCGUCCCAUGGGCGGAGGCGUGGAAUCUGCUGGUGUGUGGAUAGGUAUGGGCUGAAGCUUCCUGGCUCCGAGAACAAAGGUGCUGACAUCCACUGUCAGGAACUGGAGAGCAGUAACAAUGAGUGAGGUGGAAAGGAGGGGUCCAAUCACCACACUCCCCGAGAAGGUGACCCAGGGCCUUCCUCCUUCCCUCUUGCCCACCCGCCAGUCACUUCGGGAUAGAAAACCUUUUCAUAAAAGAAAAAUAAAAGGAAAAGGAAAAAAGACAUUUGAACCUUCAACUGUGCGCUCAUCUCUAAAUAGCUGGGCUCUCUGGCUCUCUGCUCUCCCUCUGUCUUUGUCUCUCUGUCUUGGGGCCUCUGUGGAAAGGGCUGGGUCAAAGCACUUGAUUUGUAAUAUAUAUAUAUAUAUAUAUAUAUAUAUAUAUAUAUAUAUUUUUUUUUUUUUAUACAAACUGAGGUUUGAGCACAACACUUCUUUUUCAAAAAAACAGAAAGAGAAGACUGUGAUGACAGGACUGUCUUUGUCUUUAUGUUUCUUACUUUGUAAAGCCAGGAAGUAGCAAGAACUAAUACUAAAGGCUAUUUUUUUAUUAUUUUAGUUAAUUGUAUUAUUUUUAAUUUUAUUUUCAUUUUAUUUUCCGACAAGUUACGUAGCUGCAGAAAAAGUUCUCCUUAUCCGGACGUUUGUCUUGUCAGAGCACUUACUUAUGUUGGAGGAGAGGAGGGGAGAGAACCUUGUUAGCUGUAACAUUUACAGUUUGUGUGUUUGUAUGUGUCUGCAUUUACUAUGUAUGUAUAUGUGUAUAAAUUGGGCCCAGUUUUAUUGUCGUUGGAUAGGUCAUCUCUUACUGGCCGGUAUACACAGUAUACAUACCUGGAGUUUCAGCAAAAAUAAUUCCUGGUGCUCUGUGACACCGACCAUACUCAAACAUGCCUAUGUCUGUGGACUGGCGGUUUUGAAACACCCCAUAGGUAAAUGCUUAAAAUAUAUUACUUGCUAGGUUUCUUAGUUGACUGAGGAUCACCAUGUCUUUGUGCUAUAUUCUUGCCUUCAGUGGAGUAAGAUAUAACUUCCAGGACAUUUUGAGCCAUUUUUUUGAUUAUGUAUAGAUAGCAGCAGAGGUAUAUUCAUAUAAACAUCUAUGUACAGGUGGCCAGUAAGAACGCUCUUAAAAAACAAUGUGUUAAUAAGAACUCGCUAGCCCCUGAAAAAGCACCUUUCUUAACAAAUGAUACAGGCAAGUCUAAAACACAGCCUUUUUUUCAGUAGCAAGAACCAUUUUCAUUGAUCCUUUCAGGUUCUAGCUAACAAUGUUUGGCUGUUUCUGUUUUCUAUGUAAAACCAGGGAGGAACAGUUUUCUCUCACCCCUGGGUUUCCAUGAGCAGAUGCUAUCUAGCUGGAUACUGUUUUUGUCUGCACUCUCUUCAAAUGUUAAAGUGAUUGUAAAUGUUAUCCUUAAAGAGACACAAACAUAAAAACACACACCCUUUACAGUGGGGUCUCAGUUAUCUGAAAUUUAUGGAGCGACCUUUUUGUUAUACAUUUAAAAAAAAAAAAAACUAUAUGCAAAUACAGUUGAAAUGCGUAAAUGUGUCAGUCUGGUUUUGGGAUUAGUGACAUGAACAAGGUCAUCCAUUAAACAAACAAACAAUAAAAAAAAAUCACCUCCAACUGGCCAAACAUGUUCAAUUCUAUUCCAGGACAGCAGGCAAAAACUGAAUGAGUGGCAAUGCUAAUUAUAACAGCUGCUACAUUAUAUAAGUACCAUGUAGCCUGCAGUUACAAUGUUAUAUAAAAAGCAGUUGCAGUAGAUGACUAGAUUGAAAAUACCUGUGCUGUAGUUAGUCAUUAAAUGUUUUUAUUUGUGGUAGAGCAUAACUCUUUUACAAAUUCACAAAUUGACAGCUAUUUAUAUCUGUUAAUUGUUUCGACAAACAGUACUUGUGAGACUUCCGAUAUAUAGCAAAAAUACAGUUGACAAGAGAUUCUUUCUUUUCUCAGUGGGCAGAAAGUGACCAUUCCAUAAAUGAAGUCAUUUUUUUUUUGUUUUUUUUAUCAAAAACCUGACUGGGUAUGUUGAAGUUGAGAGGCUUUCAGUAAGCUUUACUGAUGUAAAGACAGCAUCUAAAUCCUUCUGUAUUGUGUUUUUCUUUAAUUUUCUCUCUCACUGUCACACUCUCUCGCGCAAUGACCCAUUGCUUGCCCAGUUCACACCCUGACUGACCCCAAUACCUGGAAACCCAUGUCAAAAUAAGCUGACUUUUACUGAGCUAUUUGUGGCUUUAACGUUCAUAUUUUAAAAAGUGCUGCACCCAUAGUAGUUAUUUUCUCCUGCUUUAUUCCCUUCCUGAAGCUUUAAAAUGGGGUUUUUAUACAUUGUCCGGUCUGCAGAAAUCUGUUAGUAACAUAUAACGUUUAAACCCAUUGCAGAAGUGUUUGUAUCCUGUGAAA
Messenger RNA from Acipenser ruthenus (sterlet), 3674 nucleotides. Its product is annotated as insulin-like growth factor-binding protein 5. Gene Ontology annotation, biological process: regulation of insulin-like growth factor receptor signaling pathway. The record is from RefSeq and is a predicted model, not a curated record. NCBI's taxonomy places the organism in Eukaryota, Metazoa, Chordata, Actinopteri, Acipenseriformes, Acipenseridae. Gene Ontology annotation, cellular component: extracellular region. The coding region runs from base 557 to 1345 and encodes 262 amino acids. The transcript has 4 exons. Gene Ontology annotation, molecular function: insulin-like growth factor II binding; insulin-like growth factor I binding; fibronectin binding.